Molecule: messenger RNA, 1739 nt
Organism: Schistocerca americana (American grasshopper)
Lineage: Eukaryota; Metazoa; Arthropoda; Insecta; Orthoptera; Acrididae
Gene: l(3)mbn
Product: protein lethal(3)malignant blood neoplasm 1
Exons: 6
Coding region: 101-1681 (526 amino acids)
Source: RefSeq, a predicted model, not a curated record
CAGCGCAGCGCACCGCGCUACGUCACGUCGCCUCACCACUCGCGGACCGUUUCUCCCGUCCGCCGUCAGCCCGUAGCCACUGCGCGCGGGGACUCCAGCAAUGGCUCUCACGCAGGCACUGUCAGCGAGGAGGCUGGCCGUAGUGUGGGCUGUGGCGGCGGCGGCGCUGCUGUGCGGCCUGGUGGUGGGAGCGCCCGCUGCCUCAGACGACGACUACACGGACGAGAACAGGCCCUACGAGUUCGGAUUCGUCAUCGAGGGGCAGCAGCACCGCCACGAGAAGAAAGAUGAGAGAGGCAUCAUCAUGGGGGAGUUCGGCUUCAUCACGGCGGACGGAGUCUACCACGUGACGGUGUACGCCACGGACGAGAACGGAGACUUCAAGAUCAUCAGCAUGAAGAACAUCCGCCUCGGACCGCCUCUGGACCAGAUGCGCACGGCGCCGCGCGCCAGCACGACAGCGCGCCCUGUGACGCAGCCGCCGGCGCCGGCAGCAGCGGCGCGCACCUCGACGGCCCCCGGAGCCCCCGGCUCCUCCAGGACGUCGGUCAGGCUCGACGGCGUCAACGGCUGCAGCGGAUGCCUCAUCCCCACCACCACGGCUGCCACCCCUCCGGCCAUCGGCUCUGAGCUGCAGCCUCCGUUCGUUGGAGGUCCCCCAUCCGCUGGAGCACCUGGAAGACCUAGUCCCGCAUCCGUUGGAACACUUCGGCAACCUGGAGGCGUCGGCGGUGGUUUCAGCACAGGAGACAGAACUGCCAGUGGCUUCGGUGGUGGCCAAGGCGGCGUAGCCGGAGGCGGCGUCCAAGAUCGCAUUGGGGGUGGCAUCGCAGAUCGUACUGGCGGGAGCUUCGGAGGUGGGGCUCCAGGUAGUGCUGUAGGCGGCGGCGUCGGCAUCACUAGGGCUCCUGUGGCAGGUGGCAGUGCCGGUAGCUUUGGGGGCGGUGCUGGAGGUGCUGGGAGUGUCGACAGAGGAGACGGUGGGAGCGGCUUCGGAGGGCAGCGCCCUGGCCUGCCAAGGCAGUCAACUAUCGGCACAGCAGCUCAGCCCGGCAGACCUUCCCAACCAGUGGGGCAGCAGCCGGCGUUCGGAGCGAGGCCAUUCGCCGUCCCAGCACAGACGCCCUCGGGAGUUGGCGGCGCUCCUGGCCAGCAGGCGACAGGCCCAGCUUCCGCUCGGCCAGGGGCGCAGACCGCUGGUGCCCCAUUUGGAAGCGCCGGUGCCCCAUUUGGAGGUGAGGCGUCGCCUCCGGGCACUCGGCAGCAAGGCGGCGAGCGCACGUCCGCGUUCGGUGGGCGGCCAUCCUCCGGCCCUGCAGCUGCCGGUGGUGGCGUCCCAGCCUCGAGUGGCGGACUGGGUGUUCCGCCUGGAGAGCCCGUCAGGGACGGACUCCCGCCGGGAGUCACCAUGCAGGACGUUAUGGAUGCCCUGCUCUACAGGUUCAACUACACGCUGCCGUACCACGGCCACAACGAGGAGGGCUACCGCAGCGGCAAUAAGGUGGGCGGCUACUUCGCGGACGGCCGCGACGGCGUCGGCCGCAGCGUCAAGUACCUGGCCAACGAGUUCGGCUACCAGCCCAACAUCACGCUGGUCGACCUGCGGCCCGACCAGGCCCACACCGAGGAGGACGAGCGCAACGCGCCGUUGCUCGGAUACAAGUUCGAGUGGCUCUACUGAACAACUCCCUCCAAGCAGUCGCUCUCACUGCAAGACACUCUGCCUCAGACAGCGCUCC